GCGCGCUCACGUACGCAGGUUCGCUUGAUUCCGUUGUGCCUACACUGGAGUAUUCCUGAAGAUGACCGACGUCUGUGAAACACCAUUUUGGGUGAGCGUAAACGUGACGGGAAAUGCAUUUCCUGUUCUCACUCCGUGCUUCGAGAACACAGUCCUGGUGUGGAUUCCCUGUGUCUUCAUAUGGCUCGCAGGGCCCAUCGAACUGUAUCGCCUUGCUGAGCACUACAGAAGACCUUUGGGAUGGUCGGCCAUCGGGGCUGCGAAACUGGUGUUGAGCGUGUUCCUGAUACUGUUCAUCCAAGUGGCUGGAGCGCACCACGCGAGAUACGCUGAAGAAUAUAUCGGGAACGUCAUCAAAGUGAUCACUCUGGUGUUGGUGAUGGUGCUGCAGAGACUGGUGGUUAUCGGCGGGCAGUCGUCAUCCGCCAUUGUGUUCACCUUCUGGCUGCUGUUUACGUUCAGCGCGGCUGUCGGAUUCUCGAGCUUCAUCAGGGACGUUCGAAACCAUAUGGCAUGGAAUGCUGUGAGAGGCUGGCUGUCUACGGUGACAUUUUUGGUGUCCGAUAUGCAGCUAGUGUUAUCUGCGUUUGCCGAGAAGGUUCACGUACAUAAACCGCCCAUAGCCGAAGCGCCGUUCUUCUCUAGGCUUACAUUUUACUGGGUCAAUUCGCUCGUCUGGAAGGGUUACCGACGUACUCUAACCGAAGCGGACAUGCCACCACCAGUUUCUGACAUUCGGCCCAAGUCCUGUUGUCAACGGAUGUCCACUCAUUGGAAACCACAACCAGGCCACUCCAGGGCAACCUCGCUUCUGCUGAGCCUUAUACGUGCCUUUUUACCGAGCAUCCUGUUGAUCGGUUUUCUCGAGACUGUCUUCUGUAUCUUCAUAUUCAUACCCAUCUACUUGCUCGAUGUCCUGGUACGAUACGUACAGUCGGACGAUCCGGCAUGGAUGGGCUACAUGUACGCCAUCAUCAUGGCUUUCUCGCACACGGUUGCCAGCCUCCUCUACUCUCAGGUGCAUUACCAAUCUGUGUUACUGGCGCUCCGAGUAAAGUCCACAUUGGUUGCUUCGCUCUACAGGAAAGUGCUGUCCAUCUCAAGUACUGCGGGUCACCCGACUGUGGGUGAAGUGGUGAACUGCUUGACGUUGGACACUGACAAGGUGUUCCAGGCAGUCUUGUUCACCGGCGAAAUUUGGGGGGCGCCGCUUCGCCUCGUUCUGACCUUGGUGAUGCUCUGGCAAUACCUAGGGCCUUCCUGUCUCGUGGCCGUCGGCAUCGUCUUGCUCAUCCUCAUCUUUUCCUUCGUCUUUGCCAAGAGCAUUCAGUCUGUUCAAGCAGCACAGAUGUCCACCAAAGACUUGAGAGUGAAGUACAUCAACGAGCUCUUCAACGGGAUCAAGAUCUUGAAACUGUACGCGUGGGAGGAACCCUUCGCUCAACGAGUCAGUGACGUCCGUGAACGCGAAGUGGCGCAUCUGCGGAAGAUCGUCCAUUUCUUUGGCGUUGUCAACCUUGUUUGGAAUUGCAUUUCCUGCCUGGUCGCCCUGGUGACAUUCGUGACUUUCCUGCUGGUUCGAAAGCGUUCUCUGGAGCCCUCGACCGCCUUCGUGUCACUGGCACUGUUCAACACACUUCGCUUCUCUCUCCUACUCAUCCCGGAUCUCAUAGUAGCAGCCGUCGUGUGCACUGUCGCUAUUCGUCGUAUGACCAAAUUGUUCCUGUGUGAGGACGUCAACCCUAAGCUCAUCGGCAGCCAUCCUGACGAAGGGGAUGCAGUAACGAUGGACAACGCGUCUUUCUCUUGGCAUCGCGAUGAGCGCGUCACGCUGGAAGACUUAAACGUGCACGUACCACUAGGGGCACUGGUGGCUGUAGUGGGACACGUCGGGUCCGGCAAGACCUCCUUCUUGUCCGCCAUCUUGGGAGAGAUGCAGUGUGUCAAGGGAUCUGUUAAUCGACGAAAGGGCAAGAUUGCCUACGUUCCUCAGCAGGCAUGGAUCCAGAAUGCCAGCGUGCAGCAGAACAUCCUGCUCAAGCGACGUCUACGUCCGCGGCUCUACGACCGUGUGGUAGAGGCCUGUCAGUUGCAGACGGAUAUUCAGGCUUUCCAGGCUGGCGACCUGACAGAGAUCGGAGUCCGGGGCGUGAACCUGAGCGGCGGACAGAAGCAACGCAUCAACUUGGCCAGGGCAGUGUACCAGAACGCCGAUAUUUACAUCAUGGACGAUCCGUUAAGUGCCGUAGACGCGCAGGUUUGCUCGGCAAUAUUCCACGGCGUCAUUGGCAGACGUGGACUGUUGCGCAGAAAGACGCGAAUUCUCGUGACGCAUAACCUGUCCUUGUUGGGCCACAUGGACAUGGUGAUCGUGCUGAAUGAGGGCCGAGUACGUGAAGUGCAUCGGGGACCCUUCGAUCCAGGACAACCUCCCCUUGCUGCCUUCGACGCUAUCCUUGCCCAGCGCAUGGUGCAGCCUUUAAGAACCAAUACAGGUGUCUCGCCAUCCACUCAACAAAAACCGUCACCGGAAGAAAAGUCCUAUGACAUGACUGUGGGCGAUCUGUCAUCUAUGUCCAUGGGCACGUACAAACGUCAGCCAGCACAGCUUACGCGUCCCGGGAGGAAAUAUCCUACAGCUGGACAGCUCAUUCAGGACGAAGCGUACGAGGUCGGAAAGGUGAGGUCAGAGGUCUACAGAGACUACGGACAUCGCUUCGGCUACGUGAUGGCAAUGUGGGUCGUAGUGGGAUACGCCGUGUGCAGAGCACUGGAUGUGGCUUCUUCUGUAUGGAUCAGCAUGUGGAGUCAGGAUGCGCCGCUGGCUGAUGGGUCUCCGGACCAACAUCAAAGGAACUUCCGGAUCAUCGUUUAUUGUCUCUUCGGCAUGGCGCAAGGAAUCUGUAUCUGGGUAGCCACUGUGAUCCUGGGUCUGCGCGCCCUCGCUGCCUCCAAAAGCUUCCACGAUAGUAUUCUCCAGCGCAUAGUUCGUGCACCUAUGUCCUUCUUUGACACCAUUCCCCUGGGUCGCAUCAUCAAUAGAUUCAGCAAGGACAUUGACCAGGCGGACUACCAGAUGGCAGUGGUGGCGGACUCGCUCCUAGAACACACUACAGACGUCAUUGGCAUCUUGUUUCUUAUUUGCGCCAGCAUUCCUUUUUUCAUGCUGGCUAUCGUCCCAUGCGUUGUCAUCUACCUUUUCAUUCGGAAAAUGUAUGUGCAAACGUCUCGGCAACUUCAACGGUUGGAGUCCGUCUCCAGGUCGCCGCUGUACAGCUGCAUUUCGGAGACCGUGAACGGUGUACACAGUAUUCGUGCCUAUGGUGUGCAGCAGGACUUCAUUCAAGUGGCAGACGUCCUCCUACUGCGCUACCUGAACUGUUACUACUACAUCAUGGCGGCUGAAAGGUGGCUUUCUGUUCGUCUUGACCUCUUGGGAAUGUUCAUCGGUCUCUUGACAGCCUGCCUCCUGGUGCGCGAGAAAUAUACCAUCGGUCCGGGCACCGCAGGAUUGACUCUACUCUACGCACUCAAGAUCACAGACGCCCUCAACUACUUAGUGCGAGCUACUGCAGACAUGGAGAACACGCUCAUCGCCAUCGAGCGGGUCCACGAAUUUACUCAAGUUGAGACUGAGGCACCUUGGAGGUUGACCCCGGCGCCGAGCCCCGAGUGGCCCGUGGACGGGGCGAUGAGUUUCAUUAAUUACAGCACACGUUAUCGACCGGGUCUCGACUUGGUGCUCAAGAACAUCAACCUCAAUAUUCAGCCAGCGGAAAAGGUUGGUAUCGUGGGACGGACAGGUUCGGGCAAAUCAUCCUUGACUCUGGCCAUGUUCCGAAUUGUUGAACCCGCUGAGGGCUGCGUGACCAUCGACGGCGUAUCCAUCGCGACGCUGGGUCUGCACGACCUGCGGUCACGGCUGACGGUAAUUCCGCAAGAACCCGUCCUCUUCUCUGGCUCCUUACGCAUGAACCUCGACCCAAACGGCACUUACACGGACGCUCUAGUCUGGGAAGCCUUGGAGAAGGCACACUUGGCGGAUUUCUUCCGUGCUAAGGCCGACGGGCUCGAUUUUGUUGUGCAAGAAGAGGGUCACAACCUUAGCCUUGGCCAGCAGCAACUCAUCUGCUUGGCCCGUGCCCUGCUGCGGAAUACAAAGAUCCUGGUACUGGACGAAGCGACUGCCUCCGUGGAUCCGGACACAGACGUCCUGGUACAGGAGACCAUCCGGCGAGAUUUUGCCCGCUGCACGGUCAUCACGGUGGCGCACCGUCUGCCUACCAUACUGGAUGCUGACAGGAUCAUCGUGCUGCGUGAUGGCGAAGUCGCUGAGUGCGGAGCGCCCGCUGACCUGCUCCAGGACGAGUUAUCGACGUUCCAUGCCUUGGCUGUCGAAGCGGGUAUCCGUCUCCGGAACGUCGAACGGGAACCCUCACCAGGAGAUCCGUUGGAGGACAUCCAAGUUGACGAAGGAGUUUCGCCCUCCCCCCCAGGGACAUAUCCUUAAACGUUCCCUGAAAUAAAUAAUAAAUUUAUCUUCUAUCAUGUU
Molecule: messenger RNA, 4552 nt
Organism: Ornithodoros turicata
Lineage: Eukaryota; Metazoa; Arthropoda; Arachnida; Ixodida; Argasidae
Product: ATP-binding cassette sub-family C member 3-like
Exons: 30
Coding region: 62-4510 (1482 amino acids)
Biological process (GO): transmembrane transport
Cellular component (GO): membrane
Molecular function (GO): ATP hydrolysis activity; ATP binding; ABC-type transporter activity
Source: RefSeq, a predicted model, not a curated record